AUGGAACGGUUUGCCAGCUCCGGGACCCAGACGGAGGCAGUGGUGGUGCUGUCGCUGGCCCAAGCCGCUGUCUUGGGUCUGGUAACCGAGAAUGAGUUCUUGGGAGGCACGGUCAAUCCAGACAGCAUUUUCUCCAGCUUGGCAGGAAAACUGGAUGACGCAGCAGCAGCAGCAGCCGCCGCCGAACUGAAGCAGCCCGAAAGCAGCAGCCCAGCUGGCCCAUCCCAGGGGGAGCCCCUUGAGGAAGAGGAGGGCCUGGAGGCAGAAGCCCCCUUUGGGAAACAGGCCCGGAGGAGGAAGCGCCCCCCUAUGCGCCUGGUGCCAAACGUGAAGCACGAGAGGGGCGAGAUGGAGGAGGAGGAGGAGGAGGGCAGUCCAGAAGCGCCCGCCGGAGGUCCCGAGGAGCAGGUGGAGAGCAGCAACCCAGAGGAGCCCUGUCCUGAGCCAACAAGGCAGAGUGGCACCGGCAGGAUGGCAAGCCUCAGCCCCUUCAGCAGGCGGCCUCAGCCAGGGCAGCCUCCGCGGAGGCCCCCGCAGCAAGAGCAUUCCUUGGGAGCCUACGAGGAAAGGUUCCCCAGCCCACCCCAAGCCGGCCCGGACAGGGCAGAAGCCUUUCCCAGCGGCUGCAGUUUCCCAGCCGGCCUGCCGUCCCUGAGUGGCAUGGAGAGCCAGCUGCCAGCCUCUUCCCCAGAGCAAGGCAAGAGUGGGGCAGGCUUCGCCUGGCAGGAGCCCCUGGACUUUGAGGCGGAGGUCCCCGGUGAGCACAGCAAGAAGGUGCACAUGGACCGCCUGGACAUCAAUGUCCAGAUUGACGAUUCCUACCUGGUGGAGAAGCGCUGGCAGUGCCGUCUGUGCGAGAAGUCCUAUACCUCCAAGUACAACCUGGUGACCCACAUCCUGGGGCACAACGGCAUCAAGCCCCACUCCUGCCCACACUGCAGCAAGCUCUUCAAGCAGCCCAGCCACCUGCAGACCCACCUGCUCACCCACCAGGGCACCCGGCCCCACAAGUGCCAGGUGUGCCACAAGGCCUUCACCCAGACCAGCCACCUCAAGCGCCACAUGCUGCUGCACUCGGACGUCAAGCCCUACAGCUGCCGCUUUUGUGGCCGUGGCUUUGCCUACCCCAGUGAGCUCAAGGCCCACGAGGGAAAGCACGAGAGCGGGCGCUGCCACGUCUGCGUGGAAUGCGGCCUGGACUUCUCCACCCUCACCCAGCUCAAGCGCCACCUGGCCACGCACCAGGGGCCCACACUGUACCCGUGUCCUGAGUGCAACAAGUCCUUCCACUACCGCAGCCAGCUGCAGAACCACACCCUCAAGCACCAGAACGUGCGGCCCUUCGUCUGCACCGAGUGCGGCAUGGAGUUCAGCCAGAUCCACCACCUCAAGCAGCACUCGCUCACCCACAAGGGCGUGAAGGAGUUCAAGUGCGAGGUGUGUGGGCGAGAGUUCACGCUGCAGGCCAACAUGAAGCGGCACAUGUUGAUCCACACCAGCGUGCGCCCCUAUCAGUGCCACAUCUGCUUCAAGACCUUCGUGCAGAAGCAGACGCUCAAGACCCACAUGAUUGUGCAUUCGCCUGUCAAGCCAUUCAAGUGCAAGGUGUGUGGGAAGUCCUUCAACCGCAUGUACAACCUCCUGGGCCACAUGCACCUGCACGCCGGCAGCAAGCCCUUCAAGUGCCCUUACUGCUCCAGCAAGUUCAACCUGAAGGGGAACCUCAGUCGACACAUGAAAGUCAAGCACGGCGUGAUGGAUAUCAACCUGGACAGCCAAGAUCCCAUGCUGGAGCUGGCAGGCACCAAUCCCUCAGAACUGGACGGGCAGCAGGAGAUGGACGACUACGAGGAAAACGCCUACGACUAUGGGGCAGUGGGGAACCCCAGCGGUGGCUCUGCCUUGGCAGAACAGACCAUGAAGGAGAUAGCCUACUACAACAUGCUAUAGUUGGAAUGGGAAGGGCCUGGU
Messenger RNA from Protobothrops mucrosquamatus (brown spotted pit viper), 1971 nucleotides. It is a transcript of the gene ZNF710, whose product is annotated as zinc finger protein 710. The transcript is spliced from 4 exons. Gene Ontology annotation, cellular component: nucleus. Gene Ontology annotation, biological process: regulation of transcription by RNA polymerase II. Lineage: Eukaryota; Metazoa; Chordata; Lepidosauria; Squamata; Viperidae. The coding region runs from base 1 to 1950 and encodes 649 amino acids. Gene Ontology annotation, molecular function: DNA-binding transcription factor activity, RNA polymerase II-specific; RNA polymerase II cis-regulatory region sequence-specific DNA binding. The record is from RefSeq and is a predicted model, not a curated record.